AUGGCUAAGGCGUUGUUGUUCUUAUUUUUUCUGUCUGGGCUUCUGCUCCUUGUUCAGGCACUACAACAUCAUAACAAAAUUGGCUUUUAUGAACUGAAGAGAGGAGAUUUCAAGCUGAAUUUGACAAAUUACGGUGCUACAAUUAUGUCUGUAGUAACCCCUGAUAAACACGGGAAACUAGCUGAUAUUGUUCUUGGCUAUGACUCCAUUGAUUCUUACAAGAAUGAUACAGUUUACUUCGGUGCCCUUAUUGGUCGAGUGGCGAAUAGGAUUGGAGGAGCUAAAUUCACUUUGGAUGGCAAAACCUACAAUUUACCCGCUAAUGAUCACGGGAACACACUUCAUGGUGGUAACAGAGGCUUCAGUGACGUUGUAUGGUCUGUGGAAUCCCACAAGAAAUACAGUCAUGUAACAUUUACCUACGACAGUUAUGAAAACGAGCAAGGUUUUCCUGGAAAACUUAAGGUCACAGUGACUUACAUGCUCAUUGGAACACACGAAUUGGCUGUGAAAAUGAUUGCCAAGCCAGUGGACAAAGCCACACCAGUGAAUCUAGCGCAGCAUACUUACUGGAACCUUGGGGGCCACAACAAUGGUGACAUUCUUUCUCACAUUGUUCAGAUCUUUGGUUCGCACAUCACAGCAGUGGACAAGCUUCUCAUUCCCACUGGCGAAAUCAUAUCUGUAAAGGGCACUCCAUAUGAUUUCCUUGAACCAAAGAAAGUUGUAAGCCAGAUUCAUGAGCUUCCUGGUCUAUAUGAUAUGAAUUAUGUGCUAGACAAAAGUUUCCAAAAGCACUUAAGCAAGGUUGCGGUGGUGAGAGAACCUGUCUCUGGGAGGAAAAUGGAGCUGUGGUCAAACCAACUUGGUCUGCAGUUCUAUACUAGUGGCCAAUUGAAUGAUACCAAAGGCAAGGAUGGGGCCGUAUACCACAAGUAUGCUGGAAUUGCCUUGGAGACACAGGGUUUCCCAGAUUCUGUGAAUCACCGUUACUUUCCAACACAGAUUGUGAAACCUGGGGAGAUUUACGAGCACAUCAUGCUUUACAGAUUCACAGCUAACUAA
Molecule: messenger RNA, 1065 nt
Organism: Sphenostylis stenocarpa
Lineage: Eukaryota; Viridiplantae; Streptophyta; Magnoliopsida; Fabales; Fabaceae
Source: the annotation of a GenBank genome assembly